AUGGUGAAGUUAUUGAACAUAGAUCGCACCGCAACUUUUGCGAUCUCCAAUCACAACUUGCCCUACUUGGCAACCGCCAAUGUUGCUGGAGCUAUUGAUGUUGAUUUUUCAGACUCAUCCAAAUUGGAAAUAUGGUCUGCAUUCAACAACAAGAAUAAGACAACUCCUAUAAACUCUGUGGAAAUUGACUCUAAAUUAUACGACUUGACAUGGUCUGCUGACAACAAAUUGCUCGUUGGGGGUUUGGAAAACGGAUCAGUGCAAUUCUGGGAUGGCGAAUCUUUAAUCAAUAAACAGAAUAAUGACAAAGCUGUGUUGCACACCGCCACAAACCAUAGCUCUGCCGUGAAAAGUUUGGCAUUUAACCGUACCAAGAACAAUAUUCUUUUAUCUGGAUCUUCAAACUCAGAAAUUUUCAUAUGGGAUACCAACAAAUUAACAGCAGACCCAAUGACCCCAACUGGUGAAUCAUACACGUCAAAAAAUGGUAACCCAAAUGCGGGCUCUGCUGUUAAGAAAGGAACUAUCGAGGAAAUAAGUUCUUUAUCAUGGAAUCAUGUUGUUUCGCACAUUUUUGCCUCAUCUUCCACCAAUGGGAUCACUUCUAUCUGGGACUUGAAAUCAAAAAGAAAGGUAUUAAAUUUAUCUUACACAGCCAACACCAAUGCUGGUAACAUUAGAGCAAAUUUGUCCAGUGUUGCAUGGCACCCAACUCAAUCUACUAAAUUAAUCACUUCUUCAGAUUUGGAUAGUUUACCUGUCGUUCUCCAAUGGGAUUUGAGAUUCGCAAAAUCUCCUGAAUGUAUUUACGCUGGUCCAAAAGAGUUCAACUCAAACCCGCAAUUCCAUGAAGGUCAUUCAAAGGGUAUUUUAUCCAUUGAUUGGUUGUCUCAAGACAGCGGAUUCUUAUUGACUUCUGGUAAAGAUUCCAACACUUUCUUAUGGGAUACUAAGACUGGUGAGAAAUUAGCAUCUUAUCCAUCACAUCCAAAGACCUCAACCAUUAAUGCAAUUGGUUAUAACUCUUCCUCUGAUUGGAUUUUCAAGACAAGAUUUGCUGGCAAGAACCCAGAAUAUUUUGCCAGUGCUACUUUCGAUGGCAAAGUUACGCUCCAAACCUUGCAAGAUACUAGCAGCAAUCAACCAGAAGAAGACUCUAGCGCUGAUGUCAAGUCUAAGCAAGCCACUCAGGCCAAUAAAGAGACCAGUGAAACCGAUUUCUGGAAUCAAAUAUCUACAGAAGACAGCUUAGCUGCUGACGAUGAAGUUAAAGAAGAAGCUAAACCAGAAAUUUUCAUCAAGAAGGCACCAAAAUGGUUAGCUAGACCAGUUUCUGUUUCUUUUGCUUUUGGUGGUAAAUUGGUGUGUGUUAAAACCGUGAUAAACGAAGAUAAAACCGAAUCUUCAGUUGUAGAGAUUACUUCUGUCAAAUUUGAUAAUACUGAAGGUGCUGCCAAUCUUGAGAAAUUAUCAAGCAUCUUAUCUGACGAUGAAUCAAAGGCAAAAGAAAUCAUCAAAGAAAGAUCAUCUGGUGAAGAAUCUUUUGACUGGAAAUUAUUGGAUGAAUUAAAAUCUUUAAGCGGAGAUAAGAAGAAGUUAUUGGCCAAGUACGUUUCAAGCCAACUGCAAACUGUUGAUAAAAAGGACGACGACAAGGAAUCUGACAAUUCAUCUGCCAAUGAUAUUAAAUCUGAUAAUGAUGAUGACAGCUUUUUCAAUAAUUUGGCUGAAGAAUCAAAGGAAGUCUUAACUACAAAGGUGUUCAAGCCAACGGGCUCGUUUGAACUUUUUAGCAAAUCUGAUGAUGAAACUGUGACUGAGUUGAAAAAGUUAAUUUUGGCUGGUAAAUUCAGUGAAUCAAUUGAAUUAUCGUUAGAACAUGAAAAGAUUGUUGAAGCAUUAAUAAUUGCCUUAAGUUCUGGUGACGAAAAAUUGAAGCAAAAAGUUUUGGGCUACUACUUUGAAAACAAUAUCGAAAAAAAGAAAGACAGCUUAGCCAGAUUAUUGUAUUCCACUUCUAAUUUCUUUCCACAAGUUUCGGGCGCAGGUUCUGAAACCAGUGAAGAUUCUAUUAAUGACUUGAUCUCCAAUGGUUCUGUUGAUAACUGGCAGGAAAUUGCACUUGGUAUUUCCACUUACAUCAAAGAUGAAGCCAAAUUUAAUUCUAAAAUAACUGAGUUGGGUACUAGAGUAUAUGAAUCUGGCUCAAGAGAUAAUGCUAUCUUAUUGUAUUUUGUUGGUGGCUCAUUAGAUAAGAUUAGUGAAAUCUGGUUAAAGGAGCUUGAAGACAAGGAAAAGGACAUUGUUAAUACUAAGGUAGACUCUGAAGAUGCUAAGAAGAAGUCUUUAUUGGAUAUUUACUACAAAUUAUUGGAUGAUUUGAUUAUCAAGGUUUUGAUUUUUAAGAAGUCAUUAGGCAUUGCCGGUGAAUUUCCAAAUUCUGACAAAUAUUCAAAAUUGGUCAAGGUUUUCCUUGAUUACAUCAAGAAUAUUGGUGACAAUCAUGGUGAUUUUACUGUAAUGGAAAAAUUGUUGAAUAUCUUGCCAAAUGAUUUAAGUGAUGUUGAACUUGGAAAAGCGAGAAUAUGCAGGGCCACCGCCAAACCAACUCCAGUUGCCACCGCCACGGCCAGCGCUACCAGAACUAUCAGAGGAGGUAAUAAAUAUGCUUCACCAGUUGUAAACAAAUAUGGUUCACCAGCAGCUAGCAAAUAUGGACCAACAGCCACAGCUGCUUCUAAUCCAUAUGGUUCACCAGCUCUUAGCAAAUUGCCAACGGUUCCUCCUGUGCAAACUGCUGCCGCUACUGCUCCACCUCCAAUCAAUGGUAUUGGUGUGAAGAGCAAUAACUUAGGAGCCGCCAAAAAGUCUACUCGCUCUAAAUACAUUGCUCCACAACCAGUGCUGACAGGUAACGCCUUUGGUUUGCCACCUUCCCAGCAACCUUUCCAGCCUGCGAAUCCAGCAUUUGGCGCCCCUAACAACUUGUAUACUCCGGCUCAACCAACCAAUAGCAAUUAUGCACCAGGUAUAAUAAACUCUAAUGCCCCACAGUUUGGUCAGGCCCCUCCUCUUAACGCUCCUCCUCGUGGUUCAACUUCCCAAAAUCCAUCUACGGACAAGAAGGAUGGGCAUGAAGGUUGGAAUGAUUUGCCAGAUACUUUUGCUAAUGUUACUAGUAAGUUCAAGAAGAAGGCUGCCCCAGUUAAUGUGGCUCAACCAUUUAGUGCUACUCCACCACCACAAAGUCCAGCCAUUGGUAACCAACCUCCAUUUUCUAGAACUUCAUCUUUCUCAGUCUCCGGUCCACCACCAAUGAAAAAGAACUUUAGCUCUCCAAAAGUAUCCACCGCUAAUUUGAGCUCACCACAACCGGCUGUGAAUGGUAAGUAUGCCCCACAAGUUCUGAGCGUUAGUAUUCCACCAACAGGUGGUCAACAGCCUAAUAAUGGUAUGAUGUCUCCUCAACCUGUUAAUCCAUACGCUCCACCUCCACCAUCACAAUUUACAGGUCUCGGUGCUGCCUCUCCAUUUGGCACUCCGCCUGCGCAGGCUAACAGAGCUCUAAGUGGUGCUCCAUCAUUUGGUGCUCCACCAAUGGGAGGUAGAAAUGCCAAUCCAUAUGGCGUUCCUCCACAAACUAAUACACACAGCGCUCCUCCGCCUAUGAUGAAUGCUGUACCACCAACUGCUGCUCAAUCUCUUGCCCAGCAAUCCGCUGUUCCACCGCCACCAAAGUCGGUUACAACUGCCCCAGUGCCAGCCGCGCCGGCCAAGCCAAAAUAUCCUACUGGUGACAGAUCUCAUAUUCCACCAGAAGCCCAGCCAAUAUUUCAAAUUUUGAAUGAUGAACUUUCUGCUGUUAAACCAAAGAUCCCUGCCAAAUAUACUAAGAAGAUUGUUGAUACCGAAAAGCGUUUGAACAUUUUGUUUGAACACUUAAACAACGGAGAAUUAUUAAGUACUGGUACUAUUGACUUAUUGAAGCAAUUGGCAACUAGUUUGAGUGGCAAGGAUUAUGCUGGCGCCCACGGUGCUCAUUUGGAAAUUGGCACUAACUUUGGUGCCGAAUCCGGACAAUGGCUAGUUGGUGUUAAGCGUUUGAUUGAUAUGGUUGAGGCUACGGACAGUAUGUGA
Messenger RNA from Saccharomycopsis crataegensis, 4137 nucleotides. RefSeq names its product Sec31 protein. Gene Ontology annotation, cellular component: endoplasmic reticulum exit site; COPII vesicle coat. The coding region runs from base 1 to 4137 and encodes 1378 amino acids. Gene Ontology annotation, molecular function: structural molecule activity; protein binding. The record is from RefSeq and is a predicted model, not a curated record. NCBI's taxonomy places the organism in Eukaryota, Fungi, Ascomycota, Saccharomycetes, Ascoideales, Saccharomycopsidaceae. The transcript has a single exon. Gene Ontology annotation, biological process: endoplasmic reticulum to Golgi vesicle-mediated transport; intracellular protein transport; COPII-coated vesicle cargo loading.